UUUUUUUUUUUUCAGCUCUGCAUUUGAACGCCGUUUUGUUUUGAAAGUCCUUUCCUCUUUUCUCAAAUACUCGAAAAUGUAUCUUGCUUCCGCUGUCGUUCUUGUUGUGUCUGUUUUCAGCGCGUACAAUCUCAAUUUAUUCAACCAGCCGCCAAAUUCUGUCACGCUUGCCGACUAUAAGACAGCUCCCGAACUGAAGCUAAUGACGACUACCGCACUGCCCAAGCUGCGUGUUCUGACGCAGAACAUGUUUAUGCGGCCGCCGCUGGUUAAGAACAACAAGAGCGAUUGGAAGGAUGGGCGGCUGGACUACCUCAUUGAGCACAUUCUGCCCAACUACGACGUUGUGUGUCUGCAGGAGAUGUUUGAGUUUGCGUCGUCUCGCCGCAGCCGGCUGCUGGCUGCUGCCAACAAACUUGGCUACAAGUUUUACGUGGCCAACACCCGCCAGUUUGUGUGGAACGCUGCCAUUGAUGGCGGACUUGUCAUUCUGAGCCGGUUCCCGAUCGUCAAGAGCGAGGAGAUGGUGUACACCCGCGGCAUGGGCCCUGACUGGAUCCCCAAGAAGGGCGUUCUGUAUGCCAAGAUCGCAAUCCACUCGCAGACCGACGACAACAAGCCUAGCAGCGAGGCCCUGACCCACGCCCAUGUCUUCACCACGCACACACAGGCCUCGUAUGGCGAGGUUAUCAUCACCCAGCCCGACGUCAAGCACCGGCUGCUGCAGCUGCACGAGUUCCACAACAUGCUCGAGCGCGUACUGCCCAAGGAGCGUGCUGCUGGCGAGCCAGUGAUUUUGACUGGCGACUUCAAUGUCGACUCGCGCGACCACGUUUUGACCGAUCCCGGCAAUGCCAAGUACGAGCGCGAAGUAGAGGAUGGUGUAUCUACAUCCGACGAGGGUGCGGCGAUGAUGUCGGUUCUGCGCGGCUAUGGCAUUGAUCCGAAGCUGCUAGGCCCCGAGAACACCGACGACUUUAAGGGCAAGGACAUCAUCGAGCUCCACGACACGCUGUACGAGCGGCUCGGCUACCAUCCAGUCACAUUCGGCAAUACCAUUGUUGGCAAGGACGGUGCUGUUCAUCCGCGCGAGACUAUUCUGACCACGCGCCACGACAACGAGGUCAUGCACUCGAUUGAUUAUAUCCUGUGGCACAACCCGGAUGCCGACAAGCACAAGAACGGUGUCGUGGCCAAGGUCAUUGACGUCGGCGUCACUCCGAACUUUACGCCGGACAUGCCAUUCACCCAGAUCUCCGACCACUACGGCGUCUCUGGCGAAUUCGAGUUUAGUCUUCCUUGAGUCGUGUAUUUUGCAUCUCCAAAUUCAAUUAGUCCACGCUACUUGCCAGCUCCAACGGAGAUACAGUUUAAUACAUCAUAUGCUGUAUGCCUAGGU
Molecule: messenger RNA, 1399 nt
Organism: Linderina pennispora
Lineage: Eukaryota; Fungi; Kickxellomycota; Kickxellomycetes; Kickxellales; Kickxellaceae
Product: Endonuclease/exonuclease/phosphatase
Exons: 1
Coding region: 77-1303 (408 amino acids)
Cellular component (GO): extracellular region; cytoplasm
Molecular function (GO): sphingomyelin phosphodiesterase activity
Source: RefSeq, a predicted model, not a curated record